CGGUCAAGGCGAAUUAUCCAUGCAUAAAAUGGCGUGCAAAUUACCCUCAUCUCCGCCAGAAAAGUUACCCCAUUGUUGCUUGCAGAGAAUUGGAAAAAUGCCGCUGAAGCUCUAUGAUGCCACGGUUUCAAGCUUCGACGGAGUCUUCGAGAAGUUUCGAUCAGAGGCGCCGAAGAACAAGGCCAAUCUCAUCCUAUUCCUCGCCGACAAAGACCCUGCUACCUCUCUCAGCUGGUGCCCUGAUUGUGUGAGGGCUGAACCUGUGAUCUACAAACAGCUGGAAGCUGCAUCAGAUGAUAUUGCACUACUGAGGGCUUAUGUUGGAGACAGACCAACAUGGAAGAAUCCUCAGCAUCCAUGGAGGUUGGACUCAAGGUUCAAGGUCACAGGGGUACCAUCGUUGGUCCGUUGGGAGAAUGACACAGUCAAAGGUCGCCUGGAGGACAAUGAAGCCCACAUUGAACACAAGAUUGAAGCUCUUGUUGCCUGAAAUGAUUGCCGGUGUAGCUCACUUCUGUAUCAUGUAAGAACUACUAGUUAUGGUGUAAUCUUCCCAGCAAUUCAUCCAUCUUAUUAUUCUGCGUCUAGAGCUUUGCUGGUGGAUCCUACAAUGAAACAAAAUAUUGAGUACUAGUCAAUGAACCCCCAAUAUCCUUGUAGCAUCAUCUUGGGACAUGAACUAGACAUUGCAAGAUAUGACACUAUGGCUCUCUUUGGUAGUA
Molecule: messenger RNA, 722 nt
Organism: Prosopis cineraria
Lineage: Eukaryota; Viridiplantae; Streptophyta; Magnoliopsida; Fabales; Fabaceae
Product: thioredoxin-like protein Clot
Exons: 2
Coding region: 20-490 (156 amino acids)
Cellular component (GO): cytosol
Molecular function (GO): protein-disulfide reductase [NAD(P)H] activity
Source: RefSeq, a predicted model, not a curated record